This is a messenger RNA of Myzus persicae (green peach aphid), 4658 nucleotides long. RefSeq names its product multidrug resistance protein 1-like. The record is from RefSeq and is a predicted model, not a curated record. NCBI's taxonomy places the organism in Eukaryota, Metazoa, Arthropoda, Insecta, Hemiptera, Aphididae. Gene Ontology annotation, molecular function: ATP hydrolysis activity; ATP binding; ABC-type transporter activity. The coding region runs from base 162 to 4658 and encodes 1498 amino acids. Gene Ontology annotation, cellular component: membrane. The transcript is spliced from 29 exons. Gene Ontology annotation, biological process: transmembrane transport.
GACUAACUCUCAGACAGUCAGUUUAUAAUCUGAGAACUACACGAAUACACGAUUUGCUGUUCGCAUCAUUACAGUUCACGCUUUCACACUUUCACAGUUAUUUCAGUUUAUUAUGGGUACUUGUAAUUAGUAAUAAGCCGGUUUUGUUCAGUUGACUUGCCAUGUUCAGUAAAAAUAAUGAAGAAACAGUUGGAUUAUUAAAAGUUUCAGCCAAUAAACUAGAUGGGAAUACAAAAUAUGGAACUGUAGGAAAGCAAUUAAAGAAAAAACCCUCAUUCGGUGGCCUGUUUCGAUAUGCUAGCAAAGGUGAUGUGGUUCUUAUGUCUAUUGGUGUUAUAUGCUCGGCUAUUCAUGGAUCGAGCUUUCCUGUCUUGGCAUUGGUAUUUGGCCAAAUGACCAAUGUAUUUAUCAAGCAAGCAUCAGUUACUUCCACUGAAAAUAACUCACUGGUCAAUAUACCAGUGGUUGGAAAUGCCUUAGAUCUCAUACACGCUAAUCCAUUUAAUUCAACAAAUAAUUAUACAAAUAUUCUUCUCUCAAAUGAUGUAUCAACUAAUUCAUCCUUAAAUGAUGAGAGUUCUACAUUUGGUGCAUUUUUUAUGUCUGAAAUGGAAAGAAUGAGUACUGUUAAAACUAUUACAGAAAUGGAUUUGAGCAAAACAACAGAUAUUCCAAAUCAAUUUAAUGAUGAAGCUUUAAGUCCGGAAGAAUUUUAUAACUAUAUGACUAAGUUUUCAUUGUAUUACUUAUACAUUGGAUGCGCAGUAUUAAUUUCUGCAUUUAUACAAUCUUUCUGUUGGGAGAUUGCUUGUGAAAGACAAAUUCACCGAUUGCGGAAAGUAUUCUAUUGUCAAAUCCUUAGACAAGAAAUGAGUUGGUACGACUUAAGUGAUGGUGAAGACUUGACAACAAAAUUAUCAGAUGAUUUGGAAAGAGUUCGUGAAGGUAUUGGCAGUAAAUUCAGCAUGGUUACUCAGUACAUAAGCACUCUUUUCUCUGGUAUAGUAAUUGGUCUUUGUGUCAAUUGGAGAUUAACAUCGAUCAUACUUUGUGUCACACCAUUUUUAGUUGUAGUUUCUGGAGCUCUAGCUAUAAUUUCAGCAAGUACAGCUGCUAGAGAGCAAAUUAAAUAUGGUUUAGCUGGAAGUAUAGCUAAAGAGGUCUUAUUAAAUAUUAGGACAGUAGCAGCAUUUGGAGGAGAACUUAGAGAAUCUAAAAGAUAUGAGAUGGCUAUAGACAAAGGUCGAAAAUUAGCCAUGAAAAAAUACUAUGUAUUCUCAAUAUUAUUGGGUUCUAUAUUUGUGAUAAUGUAUUCAGCAUAUGGAAUAGCAUUCUGGUAUGGAUCUAAUUUAAUUGUUGAUGGAAUUUCAUCACCUGGUAGCAUUUUCACGGUAUUCUUUAGCGUAAUGGCUGGGGCGUUUUCUGUGGGAAAUGCUUUGCCAUUUAUAAAUUCAGUAAGCAUAGCAAUUGGAGCAGCAUCAAAUGUAUUUGAUAUAAUUGAUAGUAGACCAAAUAUUGAUCCUUAUUCAACUCAAGGAAAGAAAAUAAAUAAAAUUCAAGGAAAAAUUGAAUUCAAAAAUGUUAACUUUGCAUAUCCAACAAGACGUUCUAUACCAGUUUUGAAUAACUUAUCUUUAACAAUCGAACCUGGGCAAACUGUAGCAUUGGUAGGUUCUAGUGGAGGUGGUAAAAGCACAGUUGGAAGUUUGUUACUACGUUUCUAUGAUCCCACAGAAGGCCAAGUAUUGUUAGACAAUUUUGAUUUAAAAUAUUUAAAUGUACAUUGGCUUCGUCAAAACAUUGGAGUUGUAUCGCAAGAACCAGUGUUAUUUGGUGUUUCUAUUGCUGAUAACAUCAGAUACGGUCAAACAGAUUGUACUCGACAAGAUAUUAUAGCUGCUGCAAUGACAGCAAAUGCCCAUAGUUUCAUCAUAAAAUUACCUAAGGGUUAUGAUACAUUAGUUGGAAACAAAGGUUCUCAACUUUCUGGUUGUCAGAAACGGAGAAUUGCCAUCGCAAGAGCUCUGGUCAAAGAUCCAAAAAUAUUAAUAUUGGAUGAAGCUACUUCAGCACUAGAUGCACUAAGUAAAGGCAUUGUACAAGAAACCUUAGAUAAAGCUCAACAGGAUAGAAGCACAAUUAUUAUUGCUCAUAGACUGUCCACAAUAAAAAAUGUUGAUGUUAUUUUUGUUUUACAAAAUGGAAGUAUAGUAGAAUCUGGAACACACAAUUUCUUGAUGUCAAAGAAUGGCCUAUAUUCAAAUUUAUUUAACACAGAAGUGAAACAGAAAAAUAAUGAAAGUAACGGAGAUGAUUCCUUAGAAUCUGAUAAAGAUAUUAUGGAUAUGUCUUUAUUAGAUGAUACAAAUAUUAAUACAGAAUAUGCUACACCAUCAACUAGUCAACCUAAGAAUAAACAAAUUAGUUUAAAAAAUCCAGAACUUGAAUCUUACUGUGAAGUUGACGACGAUGUCAUAGAAAAUGAAAAUUUUGAGAACCAAGUUAUAAUUGAAAGUGAUAAUACUGAAUUAAAAACAACAAAAAACGUAACAGUUAUAGAGAAAUGUAUUGAACCUGAGACUGUAUUUAUGGAUAGUUUUAUCACUGAAGAUAGUGAUGGCCGUAAAAUAAAUGUUACUAAAAAAAUAUCUUCACGCAAAGUAAAACGAAUCAUCUAUUUAGACCAAGGAAGUACAGACAGCGAGUUAGAAUCAAAUGAUUAUCCUCCUAGUAGUUUAAGAGGAAGUACUUCAAUAAGACCAAUGAGUCAAUCUUAUGAUUAUUCUCAAUGGGAAACAUCAGACAUAGAAUUUAAUCAAAAUUCGGAAUUUUCCAUGAUUUCUAAAAAAGGUUAUCAAUGUAUAAACAAACAAAAUAUUAUGCCUGAAAUUGAAAAUGUUUGCAUAAAAGAUAUACUUAAAUUCAACUGUCCAGAAUGGCCAUGGUUGAUGAUGGGUUUCAUAGGUUGUACUUUAACUGGUUGCAUAAUGCCAGUGUUUGCUGUUUUUUAUGGUCAGGUCUUUGCUACAUUUACACUUAAAGGUGAUGAACUAUUACAAGAAGCAGCUUUUUGGUCAAAGAUGUUUAUUUUAUUGGCAUUAUUAUCUGGAUUAGCAUGGUGGAUGCAGACCUUUGGAUUUACCCAUGCUUGUGAAAAGCUCAUUAUGCGCAUGAGAGUAUAUGCAUUUGAAAAUGUGUUACGUCAACCUGUAUUUUGGUUUGAUUUUAAAAGUUCAUCACCCAGCAAUAUCAUCAGUAGUUUAGCUAGAGAAGCUCCACUUGUGAAAUCUGCUGGAAGUUUAAGAGUUGCUCAAGUAAUAUCAGCAUUUGUAACUCUAUCAGCUGCACUAAUAAUCGCUUUUACGUUUGGCUGGAAAUUAGCUGUAGUAUUAGUCAUUGGUGUACCAUUAAUUGCUGGUGCUGCUUAUAAGCAAUUAAUGAUCGUACAAAAAAAUCAAAAACAAGAUUUUGAAUGUAUGGAUGAAGCUGACCGGAUUACAUCUGAAACUAUUUCAAGUAUAAAAACAGUUCAAGGUUUAGCACAGGAACUAAUUUUUGUAUCACAGUAUGCAAAUAGUUUGAAAGAUCCAUUUACAGCUGCUAAAAAACAGGCAUUUUCGUUUGCAAUUAUGUAUGGCAUUUCUCAGGCAGUUAUAUAUGGAAUGUAUUCAGUUUCAUUUAGAUAUGGAGCAUAUCUUGUUGAAAUUGGAGAUAUGUCAGCCACAGAUAUUUAUAGGGUGUUCUUUGCAUUGGCAUUUUGUGCUGCUUCUGUUGGUCAAACAUCAGCUUAUCUACAAGAUUAUUCAAGAGCUAAGAUUGCAGCAUCUCUCAUUUUUCAACUAAUUAGGAGAAAAUCUGAGAUCGACCCUCUAUCAAAUUCAGGAUCUAAACCAACAAUUAAAGGAAAAGUCCACUUCAAAGAUGUCAAAUUCGAGUAUCCUUCUAGACCAAAUGUACGUGUUUUGCAAGGCCUCAACUUGAUAGUUGAACCUGGCAAGACAUUAGCAAUAGUUGGUGAAUCUGGAAGUGGCAAAAGCAGUAUAGUAUCUUUACUUGAAAGGUUCUAUGAUCCAUCAAAAGGAGUGAUUGAAGUCGAUGAUCACGAUAUACGAGCAAUGAAUUUGUGCCAUUUAAGACAAAAUAUUGGAAUUGUUUCUCAAGACUCAAUAUUGUUUAACAGAUCCAUCAAAGAUAACAUAGCAUAUGGUGUAGCCAAUAGAGAGGUCUCCAUGGAUGAAAUAAUUGAAGCAGCUAAAAAAGCAAAUAUUCAUACUUUUAUUACAACUCUAUCUCAAAGGUAUGAUACAUUGGCUGGAGAUCAAGGAAGUCAUCUGUCUGAAGGACAAAAACAACGAGUAGCCAUUGCACGUGCAUUAAUAAGAAAUCCUAAAAUACUUUUGUUAGAUGAGGCUACGACAGCAUUGGAUACCAAAAAUGAUGCAAACGUACAAGGAGCAUUGGAGGCGGCUUGUAAAGGUCGCACUUGCAUUAUUAUUGCUCAUCGUCUUUCUACAAUUCAAUUAGCUGAUUCUAUUGCUGUAGUUCACAAUGGUAAAAUUGUUGAGCAAGGUAAUCAUGAAGAACUGAAAGCUAAAAAGAAGUAUUAUUAUGAGUUAAUUAGACACCAAGAAGAAUCAUCUAAUCUAAUUCAGCUCUAA